This is a messenger RNA of Girardinichthys multiradiatus, 1666 nucleotides long. It is a transcript of the gene tpm2, whose product is annotated as tropomyosin 2 (beta). Gene Ontology annotation, molecular function: actin filament binding. The transcript has 9 exons. Gene Ontology annotation, cellular component: actin filament. Bases 105 to 959 code for a protein of 284 amino acids. NCBI's taxonomy places the organism in Eukaryota, Metazoa, Chordata, Actinopteri, Cyprinodontiformes, Goodeidae. The record is from RefSeq and is a predicted model, not a curated record. Gene Ontology annotation, biological process: actin filament organization; muscle contraction.
AGUAGCUUACAUCCUCACAGCCUGCUCCAGUCCUGUCUGUGUCUCCGUCCGGAUAACCGAGCCCUCUUCUCUGCUCUGCUGAGAGCCAGGCAACACACAAAACCAUGGAGGCUAUCAAGAAGAAAAUGCAAAUGCUAAAGCUGGAUAAGGAGAAUGCAAUAGACCGAGCAGAGCAAGCAGAGGUGGACAAGAAAGGAGCGGAGGACAAAUGCAAACUGCUGGAGGAGGAGCUGCUGGGCCUGCAGAAGAAGCUCAAAGGAAUAGAAGAUGAGCUGGACAAAUACUCAGAGUCCCUGAAGGAUGCCCAAGAGAAACUGGAGCAAGCAGAGAAGAAGGCAGCCGAUGCGGAAGCAGAGGUGGCGUCUCUAAAUAGGCGUAUCCAGCUGGUGGAAGAGGAAUUGGACCGAGCUCAGGAGAGGCUAGCUACUGCUCUACAGAAGCUGGAGGAAGCAGAGAAAGCUGCAGAUGAAAGCGAGAGAGGAAUGAAGGUGAUAGAGAACAGAGCAUCAAAAGAUGAAGAGAAAAUGGAAAUCCAGGAGAUGCAGCUGAAGGAGGCCAAACACAUUGCUGAGGAGGCGGACCGCAAAUAUGAAGAGGUUGCACGCAAACUAGUGAUUCUGGAAGGAGAUCUGGAGCGCUCAGAGGAGCGUGCUGAGGUGGCUGAGGCUAAAUCAGCUGACCUUGAGGAAGAGUUGAAAAAUGUCACCAACAACUUGAAGUCCCUGGAAGCCCAGGCUGAGAAGUACUCACAAAAAGAGGACAAAUAUGAAGAGGAAAUUAAAGUGCUUACGGAGAAGCUGAAGGAGGCUGAAACCCGGGCAGAGUUUGCAGAAAGGUCUGUGGCUAAGCUUGAAAAAACCAUUGAUGAUCUAGAAGAGAAGCUGGCCCAGGCCAAAGAAGAGAAUCUGGACAUGCACCAGGUGCUGGAUCAAACCCUGCUCGAACUCAACAAUCUAUAGAAGCUUCCACAGAGGUGGAUGAAUGAACCCCUGAAGCAUCUGAGGAGAGGAAUAUUUUCUCUGCAUCCACUCUAAAAGACAGUGCCUGAUUAUUUUCACUGUCAACUGAAAAUGUCCAUUUAUAGUGCCCUUUUUAUGUGUUCAAAUUGUUUCUUGGAAUGUAAAUAAAAAUAGAUGUAAGUCAUAUAAAUCAGAAGAAUCUAAUCAAUUAAAUUCUCAAGUAAAAAAAACUUAUCAAUAAAAAAAUAUACAAAUCAUUUAACAGAAUUCCUCAUUUUAACAAAUGGAAAACUGUUUUUUUUGUAAGAGUUUAUUCCUUUAAUUUAAAAAAAAAAUAAUUCUGUUAGCUUGGCCCUAAUACUCUGUCGUAGUGAAUAUGUAUAUGAAUAAAUGUUUACCAUCUGAUAUUCAGGGAUGUCUCAGAGAACACAUUCCAAGGAUAAACAAACAGCAAUGACUUAAUGCAAGUCAAAAGCAACAUAUAUUUACACACACAUUACAAAUGGAUAAGUAAAAAAAGCUUAGUGUGACAUAUGCUUUUAUUUUGGAAGGAUACAAAAAGAAAUCUUAUGACAGUUAUUUUUGAGUGUUUUUUCCCCUUUGUUUUUCCAAGUCUUCAAUGUGUGUUCAUUUUGGGAUUUUGUUCUACUGAAUAAGAACUGUGUUCUAAUAAACUAAUCAUUCAAUUAAAAAAAUUUGAAAAAUGA